Messenger RNA from Gopherus evgoodei (Goodes thornscrub tortoise), 2700 nucleotides. It is a transcript of the gene S100PBP, whose product is annotated as S100P binding protein. NCBI's taxonomy places the organism in Eukaryota, Metazoa, Chordata, Testudines, Testudinidae. The transcript is spliced from 6 exons. The coding region runs from base 254 to 1969 and encodes 571 amino acids. Gene Ontology annotation, cellular component: nucleus; cytosol. The record is from RefSeq and is a predicted model, not a curated record. Gene Ontology annotation, molecular function: calcium-dependent protein binding.
AGCCUGCGAUGCCUUUCCCGCCCCCCGCCCGCCAAGGCGCUCGCGUUAGUUAGUCGCGGCUCGAGCCCCCGGGUCGCGUCUGGAAUGGCGGCGGGCAAGUGGGAUCUAUCCUGUGACUGACUGACUUUCUGGAAGAGUGAAACACAUUAUAGGCUGAUUAGAGGCUCAGCAAACACUGGUACCUGUUCUGCCCUUGCUUCAAGUGGCCAAGCAGAAGCAGUGAGGUCACUUAAAAACAGAGACCAACGGCAUCAUGGAAGACAGCUCUCCACAUUCCUUUGGGCUUGGUGUAUAUCAUAAUCAUAAAGUGACUCUUGUUAAUGAUACAAUCCCCAGGGCUAAAAGGCCCUUAGACUUACUGGAGGAGGAUGAGCCCCUGCAAUCAGAUGCUAAGAAACGGCGCCACUUGAGUAAUUAUUGUAGCACUCCAUGUCCUUCAAAGAAACUACCGCUGUGCUCCCCAGAUUCUGCCUGCUUUUUAGGCUCCUCAGGCUGUCUGGAUGAUACUGAGCUGGAGAACAUUGUCAUCAGAGUUAGUCUUCCAGAAGACAGUGUGGUAGCCCUUUCUGUGAAUACAGCCAGAUGUUUUGAUGAUAGUGAGCCAGAUGACUCUUUGCUGGAACCCUCGGAUGAUGAACAAGGGAACUCUCCCUUCAAUUACACUGAGGAAGAAUGUAGGGAAAUGUUAGCAGAUGAUUGCUUAGGAGAUUACCAGAACUCUACUGGAGAGAGUGCUUUAGUGAAUCAAGAUGUAUGGGGACAAAGUGAGAAGGAAGUGAGUAGCAACUGUAGUUUGGCAUCAUUCCCCCCUGAAGACACAGAGACAUCAUUCAGGACCAUAGAUGAGUUAGUAAGUAAUGAGUGUCUCUCUCAGACUGAUUCUUCAGUUAAUCCUGGAUAUUUUCAAAUUCUUGAGGAUGAAACAGCUAAUCCUGAGGGUAAAGGAUGCUUGAAUGUGGACUGCUUGAAAUCAAAUCAAGUCACUUGUACACUAUUUGAUUGUGAUCUUCAAGGGCCUCUAAAUCUUUCCCCAACUGAUGCAGACUCAGUAGAUCAGCCAAAAGGGGAUGAUGGCUUGGAGGAAACCAGCAAAAAAGCUUCACAAGUAAUGAGAGAUGACCAUCUACAAAAUGCAAGCAAGCAAAGUACAGAGUGUGAUGAAAUCAGUUCUAAUAGCUUGGUUGUUGAAGAGUCCCUUGAGUGCCUGGCUUGUAAAGAGCACCACAGUGGAGACCUGGAUAGUGUGGAAAAGCUGCCAUCAGAAAUCAAAGAAUCAUCUCCCUUCUAUGAUGCACACACUAAAACUUCCACGUACUCUCCUGACCCUGCCUGUGGUCAAAGUAAGGAUAAAAUGGAGAAUCCAGCACCUGUACUGCUACUGCAUCCGAAAACCUCUAAUGUCAUCUUAAAUCAGGAACCUUCCAAAGGAACAGACAAUGGAUUAUCAGGGACCUUUGGCUCUCAGAAGGAAGAUUUGAGCCAGGAAUCCACAUCUGUUGAAGAAUUGUCAGACAAUCCUAAAUUAAACUCUGUAGCCUUAGACUGGAACUGUGGAGAAGACAGUGCCUGUGGGAAGAAGUUAGGCAAAGUCAUUCCUGUGCCACAGGUGGAAGAAAGACCAAAACAACGGAUAUGCAUUUCCGAAGCAGAACUUGAGCAAAAGAAGCGUAUUUAUAUCCAAUGUGUGCGUGCCCAUGUAAAGAAGUCCAUGGAUCCUACACCAGAUGCAUUAAAUGAGUUGUACGCUCUGAUGAAUAAGGUUGCCAGCAGGGAGUACCGAACCCAGGACCGCAGAUGGCAGCAUCCAUUAGACCUCACCAUGAGAAAAUACCCAAGGUUCUCCAAAAAACCCACCCAAAAGUGCAGCCUUAAGCAAUGGGUGAGCCGGAACUUGGCCCACCACCGUCGCUUCCAGGACAUUCCUGACCACUUCCAGCGCAGCUCUGUCACAGCAUCCUCCAAUGUCUGAGCUACUUGUUACUGAGGGAGUGUGCUCUGUUUUUUUUUCUCCAUUUAAAGUUAGUUUUUAACUGUCCUGUAGUUUAGCUGUUUGUCUCUUGAUUGUUUGACCUAUGGAUUGUUCUGUUUUUUAAUAAGGCCAGUUUGAGGAUUUUGUGCGUCUUUGUUUUGGAGACCUUCAGAACCUCCUUUUAAAUACAGGUUAAAUAUGGGAUCUGUUCGGUACAGGUAACUCUUUGUAGCAUUUCUUAUCAGUAUUUUCCUUUGAAACAAAAGCAAGCUUUCCAGAGAGCAACUGACAAGCAAAGGUAUCCCCACUGUUCAAAAGGGAGUCACACCUAACAAGAAAUCUAAUGGAUAUAAUGCUUCAGCUAUGGGAGCCGGAUGAUUUAGAAUGGAAAUCUUUUUGCCAGAGCCUGAGCUCAGAACAAAGCUUUUAAGUUUUUUGGGUUUUUUGUCGGGGGGGGGGGGGGGACUGCUAGGUUCCCUUUGGACACCAUUAAUGUUGGAAUCACCUGUGUGGUCGAUGUCCUUUUUAUGAAGGUUGACAAAGGCAGUGUUCUGGGUUGACAUACCAAGUUGGCAUAAAUUAAGAGGCAAUUGGAGAACAGCCUGUUUUCCCUAUUCCUCAAAUUUACUUGCCUCCCUUGUUUGUCAUCUUCAGUUAUAAGCUUUUCUUUGUAAAAUGUUACAUGUAGAUUUGCACUUUGUUGAUAGUGUUUAUAAAUAAUUUGCACUUUC